UUCCUGUGUAUCCUCCCAGCAGCCUCCAUUCCUGGGCAACUUCCUGUGUAUCCUCCCAGCAUCCUCCAUUCCUGGACAACUUUUUGUUUGGAGAUUAUUAUCAACCUCUUUCUGUUGGACACUGAGGGGCCUGGAUGUAACAAGCUCAGCACCGUGGGCACCAACAGGUCUUCAACAGGCACUAAAAUUGCCCCAGAGCGCCAGUGAGCCGGAAGCACUAUGGGUUGUGCCAGGCAGAGCAGAAUGGAAGCCGGGGAGCCCCAGGACUGUACCUCCUGGUUACCUGAUGAGUUGGCAUUGCGCAUCCUCUCGUACCUUGAUGCCAAGGAUAUCCUGCAGGUGGCGCAGACUUGCCAGCGCUGGAGAGAGUUGGCUGAGGAUGAAGGCCUGUGGCAGGGAAAGUGCAAGGCUGAUGGGAUUGAGGAGCCGCCGCACAUAAGCACAGCUACAGGCUCUAGGCCCCGCCCAUGGAAAAGCGCUUACACCAAUCAGCUCAGGGUCGAUACCAACUGGCGCCGAGGGAGAUUCAGGACAAUAACACUAAAUGUAAAUAACCCGGAUUUUUUGUACAGGGACUGGGACUUUGAUGGGAAGGAAAUGGUUUGUCUGAUAGUUGGGAAAACAAUAGAGAUCUGGUCGGCAGUUACGGGCGAGUGUCUCAGGACCUUGGUGGGACACACAGAUGGGGUCGCGUCGGUUCAGAUCAGAGGUCACAUGAUCGUUAGUGGAUCCUGGGAUCAGACACUAAAGGUAUGGAAUGCAGAGAGCGGGGAAUGUAUCCACACGCUGGGCGGCCAUACUGACGCUGUGUGGUGCAUGUAUAUCCAUGAGAAAUGGGUAGCGAGUGGGUCACGUGACGGCACCAUCAGAGUUUGGGACAGUGAGACGGGGCGGUGCCUACACAUCCUAUCGAUGGAGCAGAAUUAUAUCGUAUAUAUUCGCUACGACGGCCGGCGGGUGUUUAGCAUCGAUGAUCAUUCCGUACUGAAAGUCUGGGACCAGGAGACGCAGAGCUUUUUGCUCACUUUCCCGUGCCCCAUUCCCAACAUCCGGCACUUUGAGUUUAAUGGGGCCCAGAUAUUGGCGGUUACCAGGGACGGCGCAAUAACCGUGUGGGACAGGGAAACCGGGCAGCGCAUCAGAACCAUAACGGACCUUCAGGACUAUAUCGCUGCAGUGUCACUGAGGGCCAACGCGCUCGUGUCGGGGGAUACGGACCCACCGGCCCUGUCAUUGGACUUUACAACAAAAGCCGAUUCGGAGAGAUUUCAUCGCUAUGCGGAGAAUAUGCGACUGCGCAGGAAUUUUGCCUUGAGCAACACGGGGUUCGGGCCGGUGCCGCUCUGGGACCUGAGCUCAAAAACCAGUUUGGCAAAAAUAAGUGUCGACCAUUUCAUUGUCUCUAAUGCAAAACUCGUCUGCUUAACGAGAAACCUUCAGGAAGUAAAGGUGCUGGUUCUGGACUUUGGGGAACGGGGGGGAGAGGAGAUAAAUUCCUUAUUUGCCCCCCGACUGGGCAGCAAGAGGUUAAAAUGACGCUGAGACAUUCUAGGUCGGGAUCAGAAUGGGUCGGUAUCUGUAAGGCAAAUACAGCAGGUGAUUCACAGAGAGAGCAGAACAACAACGCUUUAAAGGGAAACUAUACCCCCAAACAAUGUAGGUCUCUCUAAAUAAUAUAUUGCUUCAUCUAAAUAAACCAU
Xenopus tropicalis (tropical clawed frog) is the source of this 1700-nucleotide messenger RNA. RefSeq names its product F-box/WD repeat-containing protein 7. The record is from RefSeq and is a predicted model, not a curated record. Bases 220 to 1536 code for a protein of 438 amino acids. The transcript has a single exon. Lineage: Eukaryota; Metazoa; Chordata; Amphibia; Anura; Pipidae.